GAAUAUAUAUGGCUACCAUUGACUUGUCGUUAGCCUCGUGCACACAUUCGGUAUCGCAAGUCAAAUUUACUUUCUGUAUAGAAGCGGCUAAAUAAUAGUCGGUUUGGUUCAGUGUAUAACAACCCGUAGACCAAUAUACGAACGCAGGCUUGUGUUCACUAAUAAUGUGCUAUUCUUGGUAAUUUGACGGCCGAAUCGCAUGCAAAGAAGGAAUUUGACAAACAUUUCGAGAACAUACAUAUUCGUUUUUUUAAAAAAACGAACGCGAUUUUAUUCAAUGAACGAUAUUUAAUUAGUUAUGUAUUAGGUGUUUUUUUUUGUUUUAUAUUUCUGAUUUUGUUUUUACUGUGUGCCUUUUCACAUUUACUUCCGACCCAUUCAAUUGAUUUCGUGCGAUUUGAGUGAACAGAAGCACUGAAUUUUUAAUGGGCUUAAACCUUAUAUCUUCCUGAAAUUGAAUGCAUAGUGAUUCAAUUUGUGCAAUGUUCAUAUUCAAUAUCGAAGCAUCGAAGCUGUGACAGAAUUAGUUGAUACGUCGAAUACGAGGUGUCUUCAAAAUUAAAAAUAGAAUUGAUUUAAAGUGAAGCGCAUUAAAAAAUCAACCAAAAAUUGAUCCGAUAAAGCUUGAAACAAUGUUGACGAACGAGUGUGAGCGGGAUAUACAAUUGGAAUUGAAUAGAAAUUAUUUGAAAUCGUUUCCAGCACGAUUGAAAUUUUGUCAUAUCUUCCUAUGCACGCUGGCCUCAGGGUUAUUAUUCUACUACACAUCUGACAACUAUUUAUUGACAUUUAUUCCAAUUUGCAUUGAAUCGAUACUUGCACUAUGUUCACUCAUUUUCCUGGUGUCAUCAACAAUUAAUUGGAAUACAACGGGGAAAAUUCGGAUGGCACGAAUCAACUUUAUUUUUCAUACAAUUGCAAUUAUACUUCUUAUAAUUAGUACGUUUAUAUUGCUUAUUGGCGUUACAGUGCAAAUACUUAGUUACAAAAAUAUUUUAAAAUACCAAUUGCCAUUUAUUGUUUCGUUGUUUGUUGCAUCGAUUCUAAACGUUUUAAGUGCAUUAUUGUAUUACACAUCGAUCAAGUUGGUGCGAACUACUUGUGAAAAUUACUAAGUUCCCGAUGUAAAUAUUUAUUCACAUAGUGAGAAAGUCGGCGAGGUCACCGUAUUUUGAUUUUUGAGUCCAUGUGCACUGAAAAUAAGUAAUACGUUUCUUAUCGCAAUCGAACCAUCGGUGAUAUUUUUUUUUUGUACUGACACAUGAUAAACACAAUUCAAUCAAAUGAACUUUAAGCGAUCGCAAAUUACCAAAAUAACGUGUGGAAAAUAUUUUAAAUCUGUUUCGUGUUGUUUUUAACAGAUCUGGAUAUAAUCAGGACGGGAAUCGGAAGAUUUUACAAAAUAAACAUAAUUUGUUCAGAUUUGAAUGGCUAAAUUCAUCGAAAUACAAGAGUAAUCGUUCUUCUCUACUGUAGUGAAACAAUUUGAAUUGAUUUGUAAAUCCAGAAAGAAGAGAAUCCAAAUACAGAGUUAGAGUGCAAAGCAUUUCAGAUAUAAAUUUUUUUAAAUGAAAAUAUUGAAUAGUGGUUAGACGAAUUUAUCUACUUUUAGGCGAUAAUUUUUUGAUUGAAAAUUAUAAAAAGUAUAUUAAUAUUGUUUGAUCCAUUAAUUUUAAUGUAUUUUUUCAUGUCGAUAGUAUUAUUAUCUAUCUUGUAUUGAAAAUAAUUCCAGUUGAGAAUAAAUGAAUUUAAUUAAAAUAUACAUUUGUUAACCAUGCCAA
Messenger RNA from Contarinia nasturtii (swede midge), 1781 nucleotides. RefSeq lists its product as uncharacterized. The transcript is spliced from 5 exons. NCBI's taxonomy places the organism in Eukaryota, Metazoa, Arthropoda, Insecta, Diptera, Cecidomyiidae. Bases 633 to 1115 code for a protein of 160 amino acids. The record is from RefSeq and is a predicted model, not a curated record.